GGGAAGCGCACUGCUGCUCCGCCUCGCACACGGACGCACGGACGCUGUCCUCGCGCGCCUCGGCUGCUGUGCGCUCUUCUCCGUCCGCGCGCGUCUUCUCCUCUUUCUACUGUCCGGAUCUAGGGGGGGCGGGGGUGUCGAGGUGGAGGCAUGUAGCAGAGGAUUCACGGCGCAGAGCGAGCAGCAUGUAGCAGCACCUGGAGCUCCGCGAACAUCGCCCGCCUCCCUCCUCCUCCGGCUCCUCUGCCCUGCCGGAGCGCUCGUUGCUCCUCUCGGGCUGAAGCAUCGCCUGCACCGGGAUCUUUCCGAGGAUUUUUUUUCUGAAGGGGUGGGUGGGGGGUUUGUUUACUGCACGGGAGUGUGAGCGUGUUCCUCCCCGCCGCUCUGCACCUCUCGGUCGAUGGUCGUUGGGGAAGCUUCCAUCUUGAGUCCCGUGUCUACCGAGAGAACCAUGGCGAGCGACUCCCCGGCACGGAGUCUGGACGAGAUAGACCUGUCUGCACUACGGGACCCAGCUGGUAUCUUUGAGCUGGUCGAACUGGUUGGGAAUGGCACCUAUGGGCAGGUCUACAAGGGUCGCCAUGUCAAAACUGGCCAGCUCGCUGCCAUCAAGGUCAUGGAUGUCACAGGCGAUGAGGAGGAGGAGAUUAAAGCCGAGAUCAACAUGCUGAAGAAGUACAGCCACCACAGGAACAUAGCAACCUAUUAUGGAGCCUUCAUCAAGAAAAAUCCUCCAGGAGUGGACGACCAGCUCUGGCUGGUGAUGGAGUUCUGCGGGGCCGGCUCGGUGACAGAUCUGAUCAAAAACACCAAAGGGAACUCCCUGAAGGAGGAGUGGAUCGCCUACAUCUGCAGAGAGAUCCUCAGGGGUCUGACCCACCUCCACCAGCACAAGGUCAUCCACAGAGAUAUCAAAGGCCAGAACGUGCUGCUGACGGAGAACGCGGAGGUCAAACUCGUGGACUUUGGUGUGAGUGCUCAGCUGGACCGUACGGUGGGACGGAGGAACACGUUUAUUGGGACCCCGUACUGGAUGGCCCCGGAGGUCAUCGCCUGUGAUGAGAAUCCUGAUGCCACGUAUGACUUCAAGAGUGAUCUGUGGUCGCUCGGUAUCACAGCCAUAGAGAUGGCAGAGGGAGCGCCACCUCUGUGUGACAUGCAUCCAAUGAGGGCGCUCUUCCUCAUCCCCAGAAAUCCUGCCCCGAGACUCAAAUCAAAGAAGUGGUCGAAGAAGUUCCAGUCGUUCAUAGAGAGCUGCCUGGUGAAGAGUCACAGCCAGAGGCCGAGCACCGAGCAGCUCCUCAAGCACCCCUUCAUCAGAGACCUCCCCAACGAGCGGCAGGUCCGCAUCCAGCUGAAGGACCACAUCGACCGCACCAAGAAGAGGAGGGGCGAGCGAGAUGAGACGGAGUACGAGUACAGUGGGAGCGAGGAAGAGGAUGAAGAGAGGGACAUAGGAGAGCCCAGCUCCAUCAUCAAUAUUCCGGGCGAGUCCACGCUGAGGCGAGACUUCCUGCGUCUGCAGCUGGCCAAUAAGGAGCGGUCGGAGCUGAUCCGGCGUCAGCAGCUGGAGCAGCAGCAGAACGAGGAGCACAAGCGCCAGCUACUGGCCGAGAGACAAAAACGUAUAGAAGAGCAGAAAGAGCAGCGGCGACGGCUGGAGGAGCAACAGCGUCGCGAGCGAGAGCUGAGGAAGCAACAGGAGCGAGAGCAGAGGAGGAGGUAUGAAGAGAUGGAGCAGCUCCGCCGCGAGGAGGAGAGGAGGCACGCCGAGAGAGAGCAGGAGUAUAUCCGUAGACAGCUGGAGGAGGAGCAGAGGCAGCUGGAGAUCCUGCAGCAGCAGCUCCUGCAGGAGCAGGCCCUACUGCUGGAGUACAAGAGGAAGCAGAUCGAGGAGCAGCGGCAGGCCGAGCGGCUGCAGAGGCAGCUGCAGCAGGAGCGGGCGUACCUGGUGUCGCUGCAGCAGCAGCAGGAGCCGGCGCGACCGCCGCAGGACAAGAAGCAGCUGUACCACUACAAGGAUCAGGCGCCCAGCAGCAACGACAAGCCCACCUGGGCCAAAGAGGUGAUGCGUCGAGCUCAGAGCAACUCCCCCCGCAUCGCCCCAAAGAACUAUAACUCCUUCAUGGAGAAGCAAGACAUCAACUUUGAAGAGCUCCUCAAGCUCCCUGGGUACAAACCUCGGUCCCGUCCCCCCUCCUACCCUGUCCACGUCAGCCCCACCAGACAUCACAUUCACACACCUCGAAUCCGCAUCACCUGCGUCCCCGAGCCCGCCUACUCUGAGCCUGUGGGGUCCCGGAGGAGCCCUGACAGGAGUCCCGACAGGAGCGCUGACUCCAGGGGCCGCAGCCCCAGCCGCUUGCAUAAAGUCUCCAACCGGAUCUCCGACCCAACCCUGCCGCCUCGCUCCGAGUCCUUCAGCAGCGGGGGCAUCCAGCAGGCCCGGACUCCGCCCAUGCACCGCUCCAUGGAGCCACAGAUGGCCCACCUGGUGCAGGUGAAGAGUCAUGGCUUGUCAGGCUCCCAGUCCCUGUACGACCCCCACGGCGUGUCCUCCUCCUCGGCGUUGCCCUCCCCCUCCCGGCCUCCCAUGCCCCGGCAGAACUCUGACCCCACCUCUGACACCCCUCCUCCCCCGCCCCUGUCCCGCCUGGCGCCCCCCCUCGACAAACUGGACCGCAGCUCCUGGCUGCGGCAGGACGACGACAUGCCCCCUAAGGUUCCUCAGAGGACGACCUCCAUCUCUCCGGCUUUGGUCAGGAAGAACUCUCCUGGAAACGGGCCAGGCCUCGGCCCGCGGGCCGGCGCUCACCUCAUACGGGCCAGCAACCCUGACCUGCGGAGGCCCGACAUGUACUUGGACACUCCCCUGAAGAGAACAAGCAGCGGCAGCUCCUCCAGCUCCAGCACCCCCAGCUCUCAGGGAGGCUCCAACGAGCGAGGUAAUUCAGCCUCUAAGACUGAAGGCCACGACGCCAAAGACGACAACAGAGAGAUAACCCGACCCAGCAGGCCUGCAGAUCUGACGGCUCUGGCCAAAGAGCUUAGAGAGCUGCGGCAGGGCGAGGAAACCAGCCGCCCGCCGGUCAAAGUGACUGACUACUCGUCGUCCAGUGAGGAGUCCCACAGCAGCGAGGAUGAGGAGGGAGAGGGCGGGGCUAACGAUGGAUCUGUGGCCGUCAGUGAUAUCCCACGCAUCAUGCCCGCUGCGAGUCAGAGCACCAACGAGUCCUUCGGCACAGCGGGAGAGCACAACGACACCAACGAGGACACGUAUGCAAACAGCUCCCAGGACAGCACCCUGGUGAUGCGUGAGAAACACAGGGAACGGAGGCGGAGCUCAACCGCCAGCAACGGUUUCCCCGGCAAACUGUUCUAUGGCAGCGCCAAUCUCCCCGAUUUGGUGCAGCAAAGCACCUCCCCCCUGGUCUCUCCAGGGGAUGCCUCUGGGGUCCAAUUUGGCAUGGGAGGCAGCGGAGGCUCCAAGUCCUCCUUCACGCCAUUUGUUGAUCCGAGGGUGUACGGGACCUCCCCGACCGACGAAGAUGAUAAAACCUCAGCCUCAGCGCUGUUUGCUGAUGAGUUGCUGAAGCAGGAGCAGGAGCAGGCGAGGCUCAACGAGGCCCGCAAGAUCUCCGUGGUCAACGUCAACCCCACUAACAUCAGGCCGCACAGCGACACGCCCGAGAUCCGUAAAUACAAGAAACGCUUCAACUCGGAGAUCCUCUGUGCGGCUCUCUGGGGAGUGAACCUGCUGGUGGGAACGGAGAACGGCCUGAUGCUGCUGGAUCGAAGCGGUCAAGGCAAAGUUUACAACCUGAUCAAUCGGAGGCGCUUCCAACAGAUGGACGUCCUGGAGGGACUCAACGUCCUGGUCACCAUCUCAGGGAAGAAGAACAAGCUGCGGGUUUACUACCUGUCCUGGCUGAGGAACAGGAUAUUACACAAUGACCCUGAAGUGGAGAAGAAACAGGGUUGGAUUACAGUCGGGGACCUGGAGGGCUGCGUGCAUUACAAAGUCGUGAAGUACGAGAGGAUUAAAUUCUUGGUGAUUGCUCUGAAGAACUCAGUUGAGAUCUAUGCCUGGGCACCUAAACCUUACCACAAGUUUAUGGCUUUCAAGUCUUUCACUGACCUGCAGCAUCGCCCCCAGCUGGUGGACCUGACUGUAGAGGAAGGGCAGAGGUUAAAGGUCAUCUACGGCUCUAGUGUUGGCUUCCAUGUAAUUGAUGUGGAUUCUGGAAAUCCCUACGACAUCUACAUCCCCUCACAUAUUCAGGGUCAGGUGACCCCGCACGCCAUCGUGGUUCUGCCCAAGACGGACGGCAUGGAGAUGCUGCUGUGCUACGAGGACGAGGGCGUCUACGUCAACACCUACGGACGCAUCACCAAAGACGUGGUGCUGCAGUGGGGCGAGAUGCCCACCUCCGUCGCCUACAUCCACUCCAAUCAGAUCAUGGGCUGGGGAGAGAAGGCCAUUGAGAUCCGGUCCGUGGAGACGGGACACCUCGACGGAGUUUUCAUGCACAAGCGAGCUCAGCGACUGAAGUUCCUGACGGAGAGGAACGACAAGGUCUUCUUCGCCUCGGUGCGUUCUGGAGGCAGCAGUCAAGUCUUCUUCAUGACCCUCAACAGAAGCUCCAUGAUGAACUGGUAACCCUUCCACCUCUUGGACCCGCAACCCUUGUUUUCUUCACCCUGAACAUUGGCCUCUGAGGGAUGGAGGGAUGACAGGAGGACGGCGUAUGUGUGUGUAAAUGUGUGUGCGUGCGUGUGUUUGUGGAUAAACGGACAAUUGAGCAUCAGGAGAAAACUGCAGGAGUGGGCCCACCCCACACACACCCCCCCUCCAGCUGCAGGGGGCACUACAGGGCCCCCGCGGAUGGUGCCACUGCCUGCUGAGCAAAGGCGACUCCUCGUGCUGUCGGCGGACGACGCCUCCUCCUCCCCUGCAGGCCAACGGCUGCUGUGGACAUGCCGAGUAGCCUUCGACCUCCCCGUUCGAUUGAGUGAGGAGCUGCAGAGAGUGUAGCACAUCAGUGACUUUACAUCACAGCAGUGUUCACACUGCGGGCACAGCGGCAGGUGGUUUGGCGUGUCGCAGUGAAAGCUGGUACUGCUUCUUAUACUGUGAUUAAAUUAGGUUAGAAGCACGAGCGUCCACACUAAGCCUGCUGGAUCUGACAGUUUUGUGGAUUUGAGCGCCACCAAAUGAACGUUGACGAUCGUGAGGAUGUUUUGUCACCUGCACACAACGUGGUUUCUGGCUGCCUUUAAGUUUCUGCUGAGACAAACUAGUCCCUCGAAAUAAUCGCCUUCCUUUGUCUCGAUGCACAUUUGACUCAGUAAGAAGUGAGAGGGGUGCGCACAGAUGGCUUUAUUUAAGGUAGUGUUAAAAGAACAGAGAUCAUGGCAAAGACUUAUUUAUAGCCAAAAGCGACUCGCUUUGCAGAAUCUUUCAAAUAAAGAAUUUCAGGCUUUAGAAGAAGUUAAAAAAUCCUCAGAGAGAAAUUGUUUUGUUAGUUUCUCCUCAAGCAGAGGAAGAGAUGUGAAUGACGCAGUGGAAAGAGAAUUAGUGUGACCUUAACCUCCCAGGACCUGGCGUCCACAGGUGUGGCUUAUUUAGACCAAAAUACUCAAUUUUGCUCUACAAGGGCCUGAUAUCCACUUACGAGGACGUUUUACUGCCACUGUUGUAUCGAAAUUUUAAACAAAUAUCCUCAUAUGUGGCUCUGAUGUUUCUUAGAAACAAAAAUCAGGUAAAAAAAAAAUCUGGUAAUUCUGUGUUUAAAUAAUCAUCAGGACCCAAUCAGCCCAAACAUCAACGAGAAAUUAAACAUGCUGCCGUGGAAGAGUUCAGGUCUGAGGAGGUUAAAUGACUAACACAGUCUCAAAGCUUUCUAUUAAUCAGAGACAAAUCUAGCUACAGUUUUGUGGUGACAAAUCUAACCCUGUUUUUAACCCUUACUUUCAUCAGUCUGGGCUCAUAAAAAUAACCUGACAGUUUGUGUCCAUGAACAUGACAAAAACAGUUUGCCUUGUCACGACUUUCGUGUUUUGUUAUGAGACUGUGCUGACAUGAGAAAUGAUGGCCGAGUGCAAAAUAGACGCUCACACUGAGCUUAUCAGUAAUAAUUUUGAUUUUUUUAGUGAUCCACACCCGUUCAGUACACGUUCUAUGAACCGAAGAGAGCAAAGUCUGAGUCGAGCCCUGACGCUGUCCCCCUCGGAUGCAUGUUUUCUGUUAUGUGAGCAGCUUCUGUCAUAUUUCAGGCCUGCGUCGAGAACAAAAGCACUGGGUGUGCAUCACUGUGGCCUCUGCAGCUUACUAGAGCUGUAUUGGCAGUAUAGGCAGCUUCUGGGUUGAAAAGCAAAGAACCUUUUCAAUGGUGAUCAAACCACAUGUUUAUUGGUAUUAUUGAGGUGUCAGAACCCGUUAAGGAUACGGGGGAGGACGUCAGAUGUCAUCUUUAUGGAGGAAAGACUCAAACAUGAAGGCUCUUCCUCACAGUGGCUAAUACACGUUAUGAAUUUAACACUGGAAUCUAUCUGCAGAUGUGCAAACCUGCAGAGCCAAAGCUGUGUCUUAUAUGUGAACUGGAAGAAGCUGAAUCGGUGCUUCCAAAAACCAACAAAUGUGUGUGUUGAAAUUCUAAAACACCCAGGCUUAGUGUGGAUAAGCUGCUUGUUGUCACGCCGAUAACGAUGGCGAUUUGGUUAAAUGUUUUGUCUCAGACCGAUGUAGCUCUUUGUUCCAGCAGGAAACCACGAGGCCGUGCAGACGGCGUUUCUCACAGUGUGAACACUGAUGCUGCUGCUGUUCUUCCCCGUUGGAGGCUACAACAGUUCAGACGAGCAGCGAGUGUCGCGGAGCUGCUGCACAGCCGGCUGCUUUGUCCCGGUUUGUUCCCAGCAGGGGGAGGGAGGUUGUAGAUAUUGUACCAUUGCUGCAACAGCAACACAACAACAAAAGUAUUCCCGUCAUUUUCUCACAGGAAGAACUCAGCUGUAGAGUAGGCGCCACCUUCUGGAAGUUUUUACUCUCGUCUGUCCACGCUGCUGUGUGCACUCGUGUAAAUACUCACUUUGAUGUUAAGGACAGACAAAGAAAAUAAUGACAGUCUAGCUUUUUAUCCUUUAUUUUCUGGCUCAUCCCUUUGUGAAUCUGUCGACGCUUUAGGGGGACUAAACUCAAAAGUUUCGUUUGGAUUUUUCUCUCCAUAAUUCAUUUGCCUUUAUUUCGUUUUUGCAUGAUGGCAUUCAUGUUUUUUUACCCGCCGUUACUUGUUAUGAGUUGUAAAUUUGAGGCAAUACGCGGUGGGGCGGGGGACGUCUGACUGUGUACCCUACAUCUCUGAGCUGAAAACAACAGCUGGGCUUUUAUCUGCUGAACUGCACACUGGAGGGUCACACGUUUACCAUUAAAGUUUUUAUGUUCACGAUCAUUUCCAGAGUGCAGCUGGUAAAGAGCGAGCAGGAGCGUCUUCUUAAAGGCUGGAGCUGAGCCUUUGCUGACUGUACGCGCUUGUGUUUAUAGAAGGAAGCUGCUCCAUCCUUUACUUGAUCUUCUUUUGCUGUUUUUAAAAGAGAUGGUGGAGGGGGCGAGUGAUGGCGCGUUAAGGCCAGCUGAAGCCUUUUACAUGUGCAGGAUGUUAGCAGCACCCUGUGAAUAAAGGUCAGGAGGCAGGGUCAGCUUGAGAAACCAUAGAUUAAAAAAAGAGAUAUAUACUGUAAGAAUUUUCGUUAUGAUGAUGAUAUCCUACUGAUCAUUUUAGAGAAAGACAAAAAAAUAAUGUUCACUUAUUAAAGCAUAGUUGUCUUUCUACAGAAUAGAGAACAUAGCUAUAAGAAUUUCUAAAAAAAAAUCAAACAGUACAAUGUUUUUAUUGUGGUAUUAUUUGUAUUUGUAUUUCAAUUUUUGUACGUAUCAAGACUGUGAACAUAUGUACGAUUGUUAGCCUCUGAGUGUGCGUGAGUGCGUGUGUGUGCGCGUGCGUGGAGGUGAGCAGGUGUGUGCACAGGUGUGUGCACAGGUGUGUGACAUGCAUGUGAGUUUUCACCCCGUCUGAAUCACUGGAAUCAAUCAAAAGACAACCUCGACCUGGUAACACGCAUCUGUGGUGUUGGGAAUUCUACAAUAAAUGUCCUCUCCUUGUACAGCAA
This is a messenger RNA of Haplochromis burtoni (Burton's mouthbrooder), 8166 nucleotides long. It is a transcript of the gene tnikb, whose product is annotated as TRAF2 and NCK interacting kinase b. The transcript is spliced from 33 exons. NCBI's taxonomy places the organism in Eukaryota, Metazoa, Chordata, Actinopteri, Cichliformes, Cichlidae. The coding region runs from base 401 to 4660 and encodes 1419 amino acids. Gene Ontology annotation, molecular function: protein kinase activity; ATP binding. The record is from RefSeq and is a predicted model, not a curated record. Gene Ontology annotation, biological process: protein phosphorylation.